AUGCGGAUUACACUGCUAUUGCACUGCCUGCUGCUCUUUGGAUACGCACUGACAUCAAGCUUCAACGAGAUGAACUUGAAGCGCAUUCGACGCGUGGUGGGCGGUCAACGGAUUGAGGUGAAACUGCAACCGCACAUGGUGAACAUACGACGACGUGGUGACUUCCAGUGCGGCGGUUCGUUGGUGACCCCAAAUUGUGUGCUCACCGCUGCCCAUUGCAUGCAGGAGGAGCAGCUGAAGCCAUCGGAUUAUGUGGUACGCGGUGGCGUCUCCUAUCUGCGUGACUUGGACAAUGCUCGCUUUGUGAAACGAAUUUUGUUGCCCAGCAGCUACAAUCGCACCACGCUGGAUAACGAUGUGGCGCUGCUGCAGCUGCAGAAUCCGCUUCAGGGUUUGCACAUCUCAACUGUUGCCUUGGCCAGGCAGGCACCGCUGCCUGGCAGUUUUGUGCGCAUCUCUGGCUGGGGAUUGACCGAUGAGCGUGCUCACCAGCUGCCCAAUCAACUGCACAGCGUUUGGGUGCAAGUGAUGUCACAGCAAAGGUGCCAACAACUCUAUCAGGGAUACAGGAAUAUCACAGCGAGUAUGUACUGUGCCUCAGGUGUGGGUCAAAAGGAUGCCUGUGACGCAGACUCAGGCGGACCGGCUGUGAAUGGCGAUGGUCAGCUGGUGGGCAUUGUGUCCUGGGGCAAGGCGAAUCGCUGUGCGCACAAGGACAGUCCGGGUGUCUACACCAGCGUGGCGCAGCUCUACGACUGGAUAGUGAACAACAUGGACCGAUAUUGCUACUAG
This is a messenger RNA of Drosophila nasuta, 792 nucleotides long. RefSeq names its product trypsin alpha-3. The coding region runs from base 1 to 792 and encodes 263 amino acids. Gene Ontology annotation, biological process: proteolysis. NCBI's taxonomy places the organism in Eukaryota, Metazoa, Arthropoda, Insecta, Diptera, Drosophilidae. The record is from RefSeq and is a predicted model, not a curated record. Gene Ontology annotation, molecular function: serine-type endopeptidase activity. The transcript has a single exon.